AUGCUCUCAAAGGAAGAUGGAUGGACGCAUGUGCGUCGGAGGAAAGCCCCGGUUAGCAGAGAAGCAAAGAAUGAUGAAACAAGCUACUUUGUAUCGAACAUACCAAACGGAGCAACCAAGGAGGAGUUUAGGAAGACCUUUUCUCGUUUCGGAACGAUAACUGACAUAUACUUUGGAGGCAGAAAAGGCAAAAACGGGAAGAAUUACGGGUUCAUCAGGUUCACCGGCGUACAUGAUAUCAAAGAUUUAGAAACCAAACUAAAUGGAACAAAGUGUAGAAGCAACACCCAGGAAGUCAACAUAGCAAGACACAGUAGAAUGGAACGCCGCCCCUCAAACUACCAGGUUAACAAAACCACACUCCCCACUUCCCGUCAAGGUCGCGGGCAUUCUUCAUCGGCAGCUGCAGCUCCUGCUUUUGUGGGAAGAAGAACAUACGCAGAAGUCACAGGUACAAACAACCAGAAACUGAAUGGUCUCCCCAAGAAUAAUAACCAUGUUGAAGAAACACUCCCGGUCAGAUUGAACAUAGAUCAAAAGAUGGAUUCAAAAAAACACGCUUAUUGGGGAAGCUCUCUCAAUUGA
This is a messenger RNA of Lactuca virosa, 585 nucleotides long. The record is from the annotation of a GenBank genome assembly. Lineage: Eukaryota; Viridiplantae; Streptophyta; Magnoliopsida; Asterales; Asteraceae.